This is a messenger RNA of Vigna umbellata (rice bean), 690 nucleotides long. Lineage: Eukaryota; Viridiplantae; Streptophyta; Magnoliopsida; Fabales; Fabaceae. The record is from RefSeq and is a predicted model, not a curated record.
UAUAACCACCGCAACAACGCCAACCACAUGAACUACACCGAUAGCAGCAAUGAUGUCUCUCCCUAGUCCAUGUCCCCAUUGAACUACCCAAACCAUUCUUCAUCUCCUCUCAACAAGUCUCCAUGGGUUUUACCUGCCUCACCCGCGAUAAACCCCUUCCACCACCACCAAGACCACCUCCCCGGCAACAGCCUCAUCGGAUCCCUCGUUCGCGAAGAGGGUCACAUAUAUUCCUUGGCCGUUUCCAGAGACUUGUUAUACACAGGCUCCGACAACAAGAAUAUAAGAGUUUGGAAGCAUCUCAAGGACUACACUGACUUCAAAUCAAGCAGUGGAUUGGUUAAAACCAUAAUAAUCGCCGCCGGAAAAAUCUUCACCGGCCACCAAGACGGUAAGAUCAGAGUGUGGAAGGUUUCCUCCAAGAAUCCAAGCAAGCAUAAACGCAUCGGGAGCUUGCCAACGUUCAAAGAUUACAUGAAGUAUUCCAUGAACCCCAAGAAUUAUGUGGAGGUUCGCCAGAACUGGAACACGGUGAAGGUGAAGCACUUCGACGCUGCUUCGAAUCUCAGUCUGGACAAGGACGAAGGGUUGUUGUACUCUGGGUCGUGGGACAAGACGGUCAAUGUGUGGCGCGUGGCGGAUUUCAAGUGCUUGGAGUCGAUCAGUCGUGAAUCGGUGGGGGGUUUGUGA